CCAAUUCUGACCAUUUCGCCCCCUUAAGGAUUUCAGAGCCAAGCACUGCCAUGGUUGAAGAGUUCAACUCCUGGUAAUCCGCGGUCAGCCUGACUCAAAGAACCCCCCUAGCCCUCAGGGUUCACAGUCGACCCCCUGAAAAAGGCGGGAGCGGGCGGCAGUAUGGAUGUUCCUUGACGACCCCGCCACCCCUCGCCGCCGAGAGUCGCUGCGGUUGCCCCACCAAAUUUUGAGUCAACGGUUCGAGUCACCUUUAUUAGCCGGGUGAGUCCAACUUUCAAGGGAAUUGUGCUCGACAAUCGCUUUACACUUUUUCCUUCUUUGCGAAAAGGCAGGACACAAUGGCGGCCGCGGACUCGGACAAGCGUUUUGCUCUCAUCAAGGAGAACCUCGCCGAGGUGCUGAACGAGGAGAUCAUCAAGAAGAUCCUCGAUGAGGGGCAACAUCCCAAGAUCUACUGGGGCACCGCGACAACAGGCCGCCCACACUGUGGCUACUUCGUCGCCGCCAUCAAGAUCGCCCAGUUCCUCGCCGCCGGUUGCGACGUGACCAUCCUCCUCGCAGACAUCCAUGGCUUCCUCGACAACCUCAAGGCGCCGCUCGAGCUGGUCAUGCACCGCGCCGAGUUCUACCGUCACAUCAUCAUCGCGACGCUCCAGGCCAUCGGCGUGUCGACGGAGAAGCUCCGGGUCGUGCUCGGCAGCUCGUACCAGAAGAGCCCCGAAUACGUGAUGGACGUGUACAAGAUGGCGUCGCUCAUCUCGGAGCACGACGCGAAGAAGGCCGGCGCCGAGGUGGUCAAGCAGACGGACAACGCGCCCAUGAGCGGCCUGCUGUACCCGAUCCUGCAGGUGCUGGACGAGCAGUACCUGGACUGCGACGCGCAGUUCGGCGGCAUGGACCAGCGGAAGCUGUUCACCGCCGCCAAGGACUGGCUGCCCAAGCUGGGCUACCGAGAGCGCGCCCACUUGCUGAACCCCAUGGUCCCCGGCUUACACGGCGGCAAGAUGAGCUCGAGCGACCCGGACAGCAAGGUCGACCUGCUCGAUCCGCCGGAGACGGUUGCCAAGAAGAUCAAGAAGGCGCACGCCGCGCCGCAAGUUGUCGAGGAUAACGGCCUGCUGGCGUUUAUCGAGUUCGUUUUGCUCCCUGCGGCGCGUCUCCGCGGGAGUGGGGAGUUCCGCGUCGAGCGUGAGCGGGAUGGGUUGGAGCCGCUCGUUUACACAGAGGUUGAGAAGAUCCGCGAGGAUUACAAGAACGAUGUGUUGACGCCACAACUCAUCAAACCCGCCGUUGCGAAGGAACUUAGCUCGCUGCUAGCCCCCAUCCAGGAGGCAUUCCAGAAUUCUAAGGAGUGGCAAGAUAUUGCUGAGAAGGCUUACCCACCACCCCCGAAGAAGGAGAAGAAGGUCAAGAACAAGGGGACACGCUACCCUGGGGGUGGUAAUGAGCAGGCUGGGAGCAAAGACAAGGAACUGCCCGUCCGGCCGAAUGAGCAGACUCCUAACUGAUUCGCGAAUGGGAUGCUAUGAUACCCAGGCUACUUAGUCUCGAGAGAUGUAAACCUCGGGGCACACGUGGUGAUAGCCCGAGGCGCAACGAGUGACUGUGCAUGUACUCUUACCCCUAUAUUCGAAACGUCGGGUUAUGGUGUCACCAUAGCUUCGGGAGAAUUUAUUCGUUCAAGGUUCACCAUACAGGGGUCUUCACGCUCUGGCAGUUGGCCGAGAUGCCCGUUGUAACCGGACGUUGAAGUUAAGACUCGAAUCGAGCAGUUACUAAAUCC
Molecule: messenger RNA, 1786 nt
Organism: Chaetomium fimeti
Lineage: Eukaryota; Fungi; Ascomycota; Sordariomycetes; Sordariales; Chaetomiaceae
Exons: 3
Coding region: 342-1511 (389 amino acids)
Biological process (GO): tyrosyl-tRNA aminoacylation
Cellular component (GO): cytoplasm
Molecular function (GO): ATP binding; tyrosine-tRNA ligase activity
Source: RefSeq, a predicted model, not a curated record